AUGGCAUCUCUAUCACAGCCGUUUAGGCUUGCGGUUCUUCCCAAGAUUGCAUCGCUAAACAAUUAUUCUUCGCAGGCCAAUCUGCUACCGGUAGCGGACAAUUUGGUGCCGUCGACGAAUUACAUCACAGUAGGGAUAUCGGGAUCUGCAAUCUCGCAAUUUGUUGUUAACCCCACUCCUAAGAUGGUUUACAGUUUGCCCAUCUCAUCGAUCAGCACGGUAACCGCUUGUGACGUUGCAGAGUCUACGGCAGGAACCGAGGUAUGGUGCUAUGCUUUGCAAGCUAACAAGGUUUUCACUAUCCACUGCGUGGAAAAGCCCACGUCGUCGGCACCAGCCACAGAUUCGCAUUUUGGAGAAACGCAUACCAGUAAUAAAAUCACCGUGGCAGACCGUGUAAUGAGCGUCAAAGUUCUACAAUCCAUAAGAGCCGUUAUGGUGGUGCUUCGAAGUGGACUAGUGCACUUUUACGAUCUGUCACUGAGACUCCAGUAUUCGUACGACUCGUCCGACAAGAACGUGCAGUUCGUGCAGCAUUUCACCAACGAGAACAACGAAAAUUUCGUUUUCCUAUUGGGAGACCUGGAAGGUGAAAAAACGUCUUUCAAACUCUUGAAAGUGGGCUCCAAUUUGACAUCACCCGUCAAAGAGCUGAGCGCUAUCAUUCUUGAGAAUUUUGCUCUGAAGGAUUCCAAGGUCUUUUACGAGUUCGGUAACGUUUAUCGAUUGCGCGGUACAAGCAUAGACGUUUACAGCUUGCCCUAUUUCCAACACAUCCAUACAAUUUCGGUGCCAUUUUUGAAAGACGGGGCCGAGACAUCUUUCAAACCAAUUUCGAAAAAUAGAGCUCUGCUAACAUCGGAUAACCGUAUUUUUUUGCUCGAUUUGCUGCACAAUGCCAUUUUGAGCCACAGAGAACUGGCACACUUGAAGACUUUCCAACUUCUUGGCACGGCAGUGAUUCCGGGAGAUUCUGAUGUCAACAACGAAACCAUAGCUAUCGGAGUGUCGAUCAAGCAAGGUGCAAACUCCACAAGCUCAUUGGACAUAAUCAAUAUUGAUGUGGGAACAGGUACUCUCAAGGACUCGCUAGGUAAGGGUUUCUCAAUACGUGCUUCUUCUGACAGGCAUGUACAGCCACUGAUAGAUGAUGUGGGUGGUGCCGAAACCCACGAAUACAAUUAUGAUCAGAUUUUAAAAGAUCUGCAAAAGGCCAAGAGCAGCGUCGAGAAGUUUGACGCUUCUUUUUUCAAAAAACUGAGGAUUCAGAAGGAAUAUUACACGGAUUCGGAUCGCUUCAUCAAUGACCAAGACUUUCUGCGCGAUGCAGUUUCUGUCAUUUACAAAAACUUCGACUCGGAGUACCCCAAAGCCUUACCAUACCUUCUGACGCAUCCACUUUUUCCAAAAUCGCAUACGCCUGGGAUUCUUCAAAAACUCAAGGACCAUCCACGACUGUUCAAACAAGCAAUCGUCACUUGCCCAAAUCUCCCGCUGGAUGAUCUUGUGCAGGAGCUUUUCACGGUGAUCAAUGACGAACUCUGUUUGGAUCUUUCGUUACGCAUUCUACAAGACUUCAACAAAGACGCAAUCAAAGAAUCGAUCAAGACCAAGAGUAAAGUCGACGUAAAUAACUUCAUCGACUUUGUGAUGGACGAAAAUACGGACGACGACAGAAUCAAAAACAAGUCUCGUUUGUUUCAGCUGCUGGGUCUAAUUCUGGACACUGUCGGUCUAUUUGCUCUCACAGAGAACACUCUUGGCAAGCUUUCAUCCUACAUCGACCGCCAAUUGAACGUAGUGAAGCAAAAUGUGGAACUGUUCUAUCUGUUGGAAGACAAGAACCUUAAGAUCAUCACAAAUCCUUACCAGGGAGAAGCAUACGACUCAACAGAGAACAGUCUUGCAGCAUACACUGUUGAGCAAUUGGAACUGUAA
Messenger RNA from Lachancea sp. 'fantastica', 1938 nucleotides. Lineage: Eukaryota; Fungi; Ascomycota; Saccharomycetes; Saccharomycetales; Saccharomycetaceae. The record is from the annotation of a GenBank genome assembly.